CGUCACGUCUCUACUUCCAAGUAUACUUCAGCAGCCAGUGAGGACUCUAACUUACUGUAGCUUGCGAGGAAAGAGGAAGACCGUGAAAGCUGUCACAAAGAGGUUUCUGCGGCUGCACAACGGCCUUUGGGUUAGGAGAAAGGCUGGUUACAAGAAGAAGCUGUGGAAGAAGUCGGCCGCCCAGAAGAAGCGUUUGAGAGAGCUGGUGUUGUGCAAUAGGACACAGUGUAAACUCCUUGAUAAAAUGACCACUUCUUUCUGGAAAAGAAGAAACUGGUACGUUGAUGAUCCCUACCAGAAGUAUCACGAUCGCACAAAUCUUCGUGUGUAG
Eurypyga helias (sunbittern) is the source of this 331-nucleotide messenger RNA. RefSeq names its product mitochondrial ribosomal protein L35 (gene MRPL35). NCBI's taxonomy places the organism in Eukaryota, Metazoa, Chordata, Aves, Eurypygiformes, Eurypygidae. The record is from RefSeq and is a predicted model, not a curated record. Gene Ontology annotation, molecular function: structural constituent of ribosome. Gene Ontology annotation, biological process: translation. Gene Ontology annotation, cellular component: mitochondrion; ribosome.